Messenger RNA from Dovyalis caffra, 930 nucleotides. NCBI's taxonomy places the organism in Eukaryota, Viridiplantae, Streptophyta, Magnoliopsida, Malpighiales, Salicaceae. The record is from the annotation of a GenBank genome assembly.
AUGCAAGGUGGUUUUGUAGGUACUGGUCGUGGAGGUGGAGGAGGAAGUGGUGGGUCUAUGUGUAUGUCGUCGGUGUCAAGGGAAGAUAACGUGGUGAUGUCAUCGGAGGACUCAUCAAGCCCAGAUGAGGGGGAACUUGAACUGGGUCUUGGCUUGAGUAUUGGUGGUGGUGGUGGUUUUAAGUGUUCUGGUCAACGUACUAUUCAAAAAUAUGCAAGGUUUUUUACUGCUAAGGAUUUGCCUUCCAAGGUUUCUGCUUCUUCUUCUACUUCAACGACAUCGUCUUCUUCUUCUACCUUGAGUAGGGCUAACGGUACUGGCACUGCUGGGACUAAGAGGACUGCUGAUUCUGUUUCUGCUUCUAAUGGUGCUGCCAGUCCAGUUGUUGGGUGGCCUCCAAUAAGAGCUCAUAGAAUGCACAUCAUGGUUAACCAGGCAAAGUCACUGGCUACUGAAGAGUUUAACUCAAUGAAUGAGAAAAAUAAAAGCAAUAAUGCUAUAGUAGGGAAGACGGGCAAUGAAAACAUGAAUAUUGGCAAUACCAAGGCUAGGACUUGCCUCUUUGUCAAGGUGAAUAUGGAUGGAAUUCAAAUAGGUAGAAAGGUUGAUCUGCAUUCUCAUGGGUGUUAUGAGACACUAGCUCAAGCCUUGGAAGAUAUGUUUCUAAGAGCUACCGCAGCUAUCAAUACAACAAGAUUGAGCGCACCUGAGCAUAAAAUAAUGGUAGAUGCAAAAAGACACUCAAAAUUGCUGGAUGGGUCAUCAGAGUUUGUGCUCACUUAUGAGGACAAGGACGGGGAUUGGAUGCUUGUUGGAGAUGUUCCUUGGGGGAUGUUUAUUAGCUCUGUGAAGAGGCUCAGAAUCAUGAGGACAUCUGAGGCAACUGGACUUGGUAAAUUAAUGCGAAUCAACAUUAUGAUUCACCUCUAG